Messenger RNA from Vicia villosa (hairy vetch), 2350 nucleotides. RefSeq names its product receptor-like protein 4. NCBI's taxonomy places the organism in Eukaryota, Viridiplantae, Streptophyta, Magnoliopsida, Fabales, Fabaceae. The transcript is spliced from 10 exons. Gene Ontology annotation, molecular function: protein binding. The record is from RefSeq and is a predicted model, not a curated record. The coding region runs from base 134 to 2011 and encodes 625 amino acids.
CUUACUCUCACUGCUAAACUAAGUUCAUUCAUACACGUUCAACUAUUUUCUCUCUCUUCACUUUCUCUCUCUACAAAACCAGAGAUGAUGUGAGAGAGAGCGAAGAAGAAGAACACCACCACCAUAAACCACAAUGCUUCGAUUUCUUCUGCUACGGAUGUUCUUACUCUGCUUUGCUUCUUCUCUGGCGAGUUCAGCUCAACGAGGACCAUUUGCUAUGCGCAUAAGUUGCGGGGCUCGUCAAAAUGUACAAACGAAACCAACAACUACCCUAUGGUAUAAAGACUUUGGAUAUACAGGAGGCAUACCUGCAAAUGCAUCUAAAACAAGUUACAUUACACCUCCUCUUAAAACUCUUCGCUAUUUCCCCUUGUCUGAAGGUCCUUCAAAUUGCUACAAGAUUUCUAAAGUGCCAAAGGGGCACUACACAGUGAGGAUAUUUUUUGGACUUGUUGCUCAAGCUAGAGCUACCAAUGAACCUCUAUUUGACAUAUCCAUUCAAGGCACUCAAAUAUAUUCUUUGAAACCAGGUUGGACCACUCAGGAUGAUCAAGCAUUUACUGAAGCCCGGGUGUUUCUUAUGGACCAUACUGUCUCGAUCUGUUUCCACAGCACUGGUCAUGGGGAUCCAGCUAUCCUUUCAAUUGAGAUUCUUCAGAUUGAUAAUAAAGCUUAUUAUUUUGAACCAAACUGGAGUCAAGAGAUAAUACUUAGAACAGUUAAAAGACUGAGUUGUGGCUUUGGGCAGUCAAAAUUUGGUGUGGAUUAUGGUGCGGAUCCUUUAGGAGGGGACAGAUUUUGGCAGCAUAUUAAAACUUUUGGUCAGGAUUCUGAUCAACCAAGAUCCGUUGAAACUAGAAUUAAAGAAGCUUCACAUCCACCAAACUUUUAUCCAGAAACUCUUUAUCGAUCAGCACUUGUUAGUACUAGUAGCCAGCCUGAUUUAACAUAUAUAUUGGAGGUGGAGCCCAACAAAAACUACUCUGUUUGGUUACAUUUUGCUGAGAUUGAUAAUUCAGUGUCUUCCAAAGGUCAAAGGGUCUUUGACAUUAUGGUUAAUGGUAACGUUGAGUUUAAAAAUGUUGACAUUGUAAAAUUGAGUGGGGAUCGAUAUACUGCCCUUGUGCUUAAUAAAACUGUUACUGUUAGCGGGAGAUCUUUAACAAUAACUUUGAGCCCAAAAGAAGGUAGUCUUGCCAUAAUCACUGCCAUUGAGAUAUUGGAGGUUAUAUUGCCCGAGUCAAAAACAUUAUCAGAUGAAGUUAUGGCUUUACAAACAUUGAAGAAGGCUUUGGGACUUCCUCCCAGAUUUGGGUGGAAUGGUGAUCCAUGUGUUCCUCAACAACAUCCAUGGACUGGAGUGGAUUGCCAAUUAAACAAAAGUCGCGGCAAUUGGGUCAUUGAUGGACUUGGUCUUGACAAUCAAGGUCUGAAAGGUUUCUUGCCAAAAGACAUUUCCAGACUGCAUAAUCUACAAAACCUGAACUUGAGUGGAAACAACAUUGGUGGAGCUAUUCCAUCUUCACUUGGAACAGUAACUACCUUGAAAGUGCUUGACCUGUCAUACAACAUUUUCAAUGGAUCAAUUCCCGAAAGCAUGGGACAAUUGACGUCGUUAAAGAUAUUGAACCUUAAUGGCAACUUUCUGUCCGGAAUGGUCCCAGCAACUCUAGGAGCAAGGCUUUUGCACAGAGCUAGCUUCAAUUUUACAGAUAAUUCAGGUCUGUGUGGUAUACCCGGAUUACCUACAUGCGGACCUCAUCUUUCUGCCGGUGCUAAAGUUGGUAUUGGAAUAGGUGCUUUUAUUACUUUUCUGUUUCUGAUUACCUGCUCAGUUUGCUGGUGGAAAAGGCGGCAAAAUAUCAUCCGGGCUCAGCAAAUUACAGCGAGAGCAGCACCAUAUGCAAAAAAAAGAACCCAUUUUUCACGCGACAUUCAGAUGACGAGGCAUAAUAAUUAUGGCAAUGCUCACACGGCUGUGGAGAAUGGACCUAUCUUGCUUGGAGGAUAGCAUUAGCAUCCCAUUUAUUCUGGGUAUUUUGAUCUUCUGAUGGAUGCACUCCAUCACCUGCUUCUCCAAACAUUGACAGUUUCUUGAGCCGAUUGAAUCACCUUCUUACAGGCUGAGAAUCAGAAUCCUACUAAUUUGUAAAUCACAGAGUUUUGUACAUUACCACGAUUACGUUUUUUAUUUCUUAUUCUACGCUUGAACUUCUAUACCUUUUUUAGUCUGCUGAUAGAAUAUUUGUAACAGUUUCAAAAUUGAAAUGUAAACAGAAAUCAUAAUAUUUUGUGGAAGAUAUGAGGGCUACUUUACAUAACAGCUUCCCUUGUUCUUUCAUUUAUAUAA